UAAUUACAUAAAUUUAAUUAUAAUUAAAUUGAACUAAACAAUGAAAAUAUCCAGAUUCAAAAAGUCUCACAAGACUUUGGUGUUUUUCGCCACCAACUUUGACUAUCGGGAGCCCUACCAGGUGCUGGUGGAUGCCACGUUCUGCCAGGCGGCGCUGCUGCACAAAAUUGGCAUUGACGAGCAGAUAAGGAAGUAUUUCCAAUGCAGUGCCAAGCUGCUGACCACCCAGUGUGUGAUUCUCGAGGCGGAGGCACUGGGCGCACCACUGACAGGAGCCACAACGAUUGUCAAGAAGUUCCAUGUGCACAAAUGCGGACACGAGGGCAAGCCUGUGGCAGCCGCUGAAUGCAUCAAAUCAAUGACCAAAGACAAUCGCUACAUAGUCGCCUCGCAGGAUCGCCUGCUUCAGGAGAGUCUGCGCAAGAUUCCCGGACGCUGCCUGCUUUAUCUGCACAAAGCCACACCCGUACUGGAAGCGCCCUCGAAAGCAUCCAAAAAGUGGGUGCUAAAGCAGGCCAAGGACCUCAUGCUGGGCAAGCAAGCCGCAAAGAUUGACUACAUGAAGGAAAAGCAGGGCCUAAAGCCAGCAGAAGCCACCACCAGCAGUUCAACAAAACGCAAGGGACCCAAGAAUCCCAAUCCGCUCUCCUGCAAAAAGAGUAAAAAGGAAAAGAGCAAACCGCCGCUACAAGGCGUAGAACAAACGGCGCUGACAAAAGCGAAACGGAAACGUGUCAAGAUCCCUGCCCAUGUCAAGGCAGCUCUUGGGAAAGAUUAGCUCUUAGAAUAGUUGUUUAUGUGAUUAAAGCGAGAUAAAAAGUGAGGAAAUCUUUGUC
Molecule: messenger RNA, 836 nt
Organism: Drosophila guanche
Lineage: Eukaryota; Metazoa; Arthropoda; Insecta; Diptera; Drosophilidae
Product: rRNA-processing protein UTP23 homolog
Exons: 4
Coding region: 41-778 (245 amino acids)
Cellular component (GO): nucleolus; small-subunit processome
Molecular function (GO): small ribosomal subunit rRNA binding
Source: RefSeq, a predicted model, not a curated record